AUGUUCGGGAUGGCGGUGGAGGCAGUGACGACCGUGGUGGCGAUGGCGGUGGCCGGGUGGUUGCUAUUUGGAGCUGAGGGUAGGCAGCCAGUGUUGCAUAGAGUUGGAGGAGGAAAAUAUACUUGGACAACUAAUAUUAACUUCACUGAUUGGUCAAUUCAUGAGCACUUUUAUGUUGGUGAUUGGCUUUAUUUUGGGUUCGAUAAACAUAUCUACAACGUGUUGGAAGUGAACAAAACGAGCUACGAGAGUUGCAACGAUAAGGGUUUCAUUUUCAACCUAACGAGGGGAGGAAGAGAUGUGUUCAAUCUAACAGAAGCAAAAACAUACUACUUUCUAAGUGGAAGAGGGUUUUGCUUUCAAGGAAUGAAAGUUGCUGUCUUUGUUGAAGAAUCUCCUCCCAUAGUUUCACCACCCAAUUUACCCAAUUUACCCAAUCAUUCUCCAUCUUUACAACCAUUAAUAUUCCCCUUUCUCCCUCUUGCUAUUCAUCAAUAUUUCUAUGACUAA
Molecule: messenger RNA, 510 nt
Organism: Benincasa hispida (wax gourd)
Lineage: Eukaryota; Viridiplantae; Streptophyta; Magnoliopsida; Cucurbitales; Cucurbitaceae
Gene: ENODL20
Product: early nodulin-like protein 20
Cellular component (GO): plasma membrane
Molecular function (GO): electron transfer activity
Source: RefSeq, a predicted model, not a curated record